Metarhizium robertsii ARSEF 23 is the source of this 1938-nucleotide messenger RNA. Its product is annotated as Heterokaryon incompatibility. The record is from RefSeq and is a predicted model, not a curated record. The coding region runs from base 1 to 1938 and encodes 645 amino acids. The transcript has a single exon. NCBI's taxonomy places the organism in Eukaryota, Fungi, Ascomycota, Sordariomycetes, Hypocreales, Clavicipitaceae.
AUGACGUCCAUUCCCCAAAGCGGCACAAUAGAUCACGACGACGACGACGAUAAGAACCAGUCUCUUCACCAACUUGCCCUAAAUUGCGAGGCAUCCAUCAUCUCACAGCUCGUUGAUAUAGGCAGCGAGCGCAAUCAACAAGAUCACGACAAGUUACGCCGCUUCAUGAGCCAGUUUCAGUGCCUCACGCCCAAAGGCACACAACUACACCGCAAGUCCAUCGACGCAGUUGAAUACCGGCGGUACGUCGCGCUGUCCUACACUUGGCAGCCUUCAGAAAACGAAGACGCCGAGUCCGGGCAGUAUUGGGUCAAAGGCUGGGGCGGCGACGGUUUUGCGCCUUCAAAAGUCCGCAACUGCGUCUUUGACCGAGUCCUCGGCUACAUGCGUCACAACAAGGUCCAGUUUCUAUGGAUCGAUGCCCACUGCAUCCCCCAAGACGCGUGCGAUGCAGCGUGCACUCGCCACGCUCGCUGCGCCCAGAAGCGUGAUGCCCUGCAGGCCAUGGACCUCGUCUACCGCUGGAGCGAGCAUCCCGUUGCCAUACUGGGCCGUCCCAUUCGGACCGUAUCCGAGCUGCGCCUCCUGGAUCACAUACUCUCGGGGAAGCUUGUACGAAAUAAUCGCCUCCAGGGGCCGUCGCACAGGACAAGCAAGGCCUUGCGGCUGCUCCAUGAGAUGACCAAGGACGACUGGUGGGGACGCGCCUGGACGUUCCAGGAGAACUAUCGCGCCACGGAGCGAAUGACGCUGCUGAUCCGCCAUGGUCCGCAGCUGGAGAAGUUGAAGCGGCGUUGCGGGGGGUUUGGCACGAUACCGGGCGAGUUGUGCGUGUCGUCGGUCGAUUUCUCCACGCAGGCGACGAUACUGUGCAGGGCGGCGAGGAGCUCAGGAGUCCUCUUGCCGGGUGACGGCGGCCGGAUCGACGAAGUGCUCCGGGCCGCUGGGAGGUAUACCGUCUUGCUGUCCAAGUCGAGCGUAAUGACGCCCAGAGUGAUUGCCGAUAUCGAGGCACGCGGGUUAUCGAAGCCGUGGGACCGGCUCGGUAUCGUCGCCAACUGCUGUCAAUACUCGCUCCGGCUAGAUGGCGACGUUCUUAGAGGGCAAGGCCGCAGUCUAAGUCUGUCGGUGCUGGCCAUGUGUCUCUUGAAUGGCGAGAUCCUCGACAACAACAGCGACACCCUGAGGCCGGUGGCGGGCCUAACGGCAUCAAGCUUCCUCCAAGAGUAUCUGUUUGAUGGAUUUAGUGCUCCCGAGGACGAACCCCGGUAUCUGACAUUUUAUAAGGGCUGCCGAUUGAGCGGCGUGGAGUUGACGGCGGACGGUAUUUCAGCAAAGGGUCAUUUGUGGAAACUCGGGCGCGUCAUUGACACGGCAGAUGUCUUCUCGGUUGACAGAUCCAGGCGCUAUAGGAGUAAUAAGAAGGAAAGGAGAAAUCUCCUCCUGGACCUAAUUGACUACCUCUGCGACCAGGGCCAUAUCACUCUUGCCGACCAUCUUACCCGGCAUCUUGAUGUCGACGCCGAUGCUGGCGAGGGCUACGGCUCCUUUGCUGACAUCCAUCUCCACGGCAUGGCCUCCCAGGUCGUGGCCGCCAUCAAGGCCGGCCAAAAGCUGAUUCUUGGCUGCAUCCGGGAUCCCAAUAAUAAGUACCAGCCGCACCGUGCCGUUUUCGUAUUGCCUCGAGAGGACGACCGGUGUCGGCGGCCAAAGUUUGUCUUCACCUCGGCAUGGCCGCGGCAUCCAGGCUCCGAGACACACGACGCCAACGACCUUGACCGCCAUGUCUCGCUCGGCGUGGACCUCGACGCAUCCCUCGUCGAUGACACGCCGCGCCUCCGCGUGAGCAGCUGGCUGCUCGGCAUGUGCUUCUUCCGCAAGUGCGAAUGCAUUGAUGUUGUCUUUCCAUGGCCACGGGCACUGCAGGCGAGCGGCUAA